Molecule: messenger RNA, 2362 nt
Organism: Elaeis guineensis (African oil palm)
Lineage: Eukaryota; Viridiplantae; Streptophyta; Magnoliopsida; Arecales; Arecaceae
Source: RefSeq, a predicted model, not a curated record
GAGACACGUUACGCCGCAAGAAGGCCGGUGGGCAGGGCAAGGCCCAUUCCGAACAGCGCUAGCCAUCGCACUUCAGGGAAACAUCAUGUACCCACCGGCGGUGGCCUUAUUCAUUCGCAUCUCCGCGGAACGGCGAAAAUUCCGAGCAGCUUUGAUGCGACCGAGCCGCAGACCAGCAUUUAAUGUCUUCUAAACAAAACGGAACAAAAAUUAAAAAAAUGUUCUCCUCUCGAUCGUCUUCCUUUCCUUUUUGAAUACUACUAUUUGUUCUUCUACCGUCUAUAAGAUUAAUUAAUUAGUUAGUUGACUAAUAAUUCGUGAAGCUUCUCUUUGUUUCCCUCUCUCUUCCCUUUCUUCUUCCCCACUCUUCUCUUUUCGUUAUAUUUCUUCUCCUCUCUCUCGUUCUGGUUAUGUGGUGGUGUUCCGGCGGAGAUGGCAUCUUCGUGGUGGCAGUUGGAUUCGCUGAUCCGCUGGGUGACGACGAACUAUGCGGAACCGUUGGAUGCGGUGCAGAGAACGGUGAGGAUCGCCUACGUCGUCUUCGCCUUCUGCGCCGCCCUCUUCCUCGGUGCUCUCAAAGCUCUGGUGGUAGGACCCAUCGCGGCGCUGCUGCUGAUAAUCGGGAACGUUGGGGUGAUUCUCGGCCUCUUCCCGGCUCACGUCGCCUGGACCAUCUACUCCCUUCUUAAGACUAAUUGUAUCAAUGCAGCUCUUAAAUUUGCAUUUCUUUUUGCUCUGCCUGUAUUGUUUGCCCUCUGGUUGGCCUUGAGCAUCUUUGGGAGUGGCCUGGUUGGAGUUGGUUUUGGGUUCUUCACACCAUGGGUGUCAACUUUUGAAGCCUUCCGACAGAACAGUGAAACAAAGAAGUUCCUUCACUGCAUUGUGGAUGGAACAUGGGGAACCAUAAAAGGGAGCUGCACAGUGGUCAGAGACUUUGCAGAUUUUUGCUACCACUCAUACCCACUCUACUUAAAAGAGUUACGUGAAAGCACCCAUGAUUAUCAACCACAUUCAAUCAGGCUGGUGGAGGUGCCUUCAUGUAUUGUUGUGGGCUUGAUGGGCUUAAUUGUGGAUAUACCACUUUACACUGUUAUUGCAGUAAUAAAGAGUCCAUAUAUGCUUUUCAAAGGCUGGCAGAGGUUGCUACAAGACCUGAUUAGUCGAGAAGGCCCAUUUCUUGAAACAGCUUGUGUGCCAAUUGCUGGUCUGGCCAUCCUUCUCUGGCCACUUGUUGUUGUAGGGAGUAUCCUAUUGGCUAUCGUCUCAAGCAUCUUCAUUGGGCUCUACGGAUCAGUUAUUGUGUACCAGGAGAGAUCUUUCCGAAGGGGAGUUGCUUUUGUCAUCACAAUGGUUGCAGAGUUUGAUGAGUACACUAAUGAUUGGCUCUAUCUGAGAGAAGGGUCUAUCCUCCCAAAGCCUGAGUACCGAAAGAGGAAAGUUUCGCACUCAACGGAGUUUUCUGUUGGGUCCAGUACUGCCAGAGGAGUUAAGAUUGGUUCUGGUUCUUCAGAUGCACCUGCAAUGUUGGUUCCAAACCUGGCUCCUUCAAGAUCUGUGAGGGAGGCAAUACAAGAAGUGAAAAUGGUGCAGAUAUGGGAGGAUUUAAUGAAGGCCUGUGAGAUGAGGGGCAAGGAACUUGUAGAUGCAAAUAUUAUAACAUCAGUUGAUCUAAAUGAGUGGUUAAGAACAAAGGGUAGCAACCAAGAAACCGUUGGCCUUGGCCUACCUUCUUAUGCUUUUUUACACAGUCUUCUUUACUCUAUAAAGGCUGGGUCAGGUGGAUUCUUGCUAAGUUGUGGCAUUGAAGUUACCCAGCUAAACCGUCCACAAGAUCGGCUAUUAGAUUGGUUCUUCCAUCCUGUGAUGGUUUUGAAAGAGCAAAUUAGGGUCAUAAAAAUGAGAGAAGAUGAAGUGAGGUUCUUGGAGAAGCUAGUUCUCUUCAUUGGUAAUAUUCCAAGUAUUGACACUUGGGACAAUGGCUCUGUGGCUCCUCAAGAUGCUCUCAGAUCUGCCCAAAUUCAGGCCAUUAGCAGAAGGUACCUGGAGGGCCGAUAAAAAGGUACAGUUUGUGAUACAAGCUAUGAAUGGCAAACAUGCAGAAAAGGUUUGUGAAAUUCAGAAAAUAAGAGGCAAGAAUAGAAUGAUAACCUUUCUGGAACUGUACCAAUAUUCCAGCUUUUUUUACUAGAAUCAACGUGAGAGUUUUUUUUCAAGUGUUUCCCAAUGAGUUCCUGUUUCUCAUUGAAAAAAGAAGUGAAUUUUCCAUUAACCUACAGAAAUACAAUUCCCAAGAACACUUAAUGAAGGGAAAAGACAUCUCUCCCCUCUCCCCACCUCUAAAAGGGCCCCAUUUUUUAAUAUU